UCCAACCUAUUUAUUAAAGCUUCCACACUACCAACCUGGCCUUUUUAUGAGCGAGAAUUGAGAAUACACACAAAAUCAAAACUGUCCCGCCCAACGCCGUGUCAGUCCGCAGCAAGUUGUACCGUUGUACGGCCAAGAUCGCGCAAGAAGAAUCCACGCUGCAAAAUCUGCGAUUACAUUUACCCAGCUAAGCCCAUCGCAAACUUCUUACGAGGGAAUCAUCAAACGCAAGCGUGACUGAAGAAGUCUGUUAGACCUUGAAGGCUUGGACAGUCGAAGACAGAGUUCAAACACCGUCUCCAUUCUCCACUGCCGGCAUAGGAGAGCGCGGCAGCAAGCAUGAGCCAACCGGGCGAGCCAUACGCAACCGCCACGUUAUCGUCAAUACCUGUCUAUGUCUACGCUGUCUCGGGACUUUUGGUUGGGGUUCUCUUGGGGACCCAGGCGCUGGGGGUGUGGCUGACGGGGUUCCGGAGACCUGUGGUGGUGCGUGGGUCGAAGCUGGAGGAAUAUUGAAUGGGAAAAUAAGGUACGGGAUCAGUUCAUCCGCAAGGGAGAUUUGGGACAAGACAAGACGGUGGAUUAUGUAUUCUGUUUGGGGGUUGAUAAGUACUGAUAUGUCAGUGUGGUUCAGAAUUGAGGGUUGGAAAGGUAUUGGAGUGUUAUAUUGCGACAGCAUUUUGAGCAUAAGUAGUGAGAGGGACUGAUUUGACUUGGGUAUUGUAUCAAGAAUAAGCUAAACUUUGAGACUGGCCUGGCUUAUAGUUUAUGUUCGCUCUUCCAUAUGGAUACAUGUACCCAGUGAGAUUUUGGGAUUCUCCACUAGAUGCGGAUAUUUCGCAUCGUAAAUACCAUCAUUUAAGCACAGGGUGCCAAC
Canariomyces notabilis is the source of this 877-nucleotide messenger RNA. RefSeq lists its product as uncharacterized. The transcript has a single exon. The record is from RefSeq and is a predicted model, not a curated record. NCBI's taxonomy places the organism in Eukaryota, Fungi, Ascomycota, Sordariomycetes, Sordariales, Chaetomiaceae. Bases 340 to 516 code for a protein of 58 amino acids.